Loxodonta africana (African savanna elephant) is the source of this 1662-nucleotide messenger RNA. It is a transcript of the gene MAPK15, whose product is annotated as mitogen-activated protein kinase 15. The transcript has 14 exons. Gene Ontology annotation, biological process: protein phosphorylation; intracellular signal transduction. Gene Ontology annotation, molecular function: ATP binding; MAP kinase activity. Gene Ontology annotation, cellular component: nucleus; cytoplasm. Lineage: Eukaryota; Metazoa; Chordata; Mammalia; Proboscidea; Elephantidae. The coding region runs from base 1 to 1662 and encodes 553 amino acids. The record is from RefSeq and is a predicted model, not a curated record.
AUGUGCGCGGCGGAGGUGGACCAGCACGUCGCGCAGAAAUACCUACUCAAGCGGCGUCUGGGGAAGGGGGCCUAUGGCAUCGUAUGGAAGGCAGUAGAUCGGAGAACUGGAGAGGUUGUGGCCAUCAAGAAAAUCUUUGAUGCCUUUAGAGACAAGACUGAUGCCCAGAGAACGUUCCGGGAGAUCGUGCUCCUCCAGGAGAUUGGGGACCAUCCCAACAUCAUCCGCCUCCUCGAUGUGAUCCCUGCAGAGAACGACAGGGACAUCUACCUGGUGUUUGAGUCUAUGGACACUGACCUGAACGCAGUCAUCCGGAAGGGCAAGCUGCUGAAGGACAUCCAGAAGCGUUACAUCUUCUACCAGCUCCUGCGGGCCACCAAGUUCAUCCACUCAGGGAAUGUCAUCCACCGGGACCAGAAGCCAUCCAAUGUCCUCCUGGACGCCAACUGCUUGGUGAAGCUCUGUGACUUUGGCCUUGCUCGCUCCCUGAGUCAGCUCCCUGAGGGGCCUGGCCAGGCCCUGACGGAGUAUGUGGCCACACGCUGGUACCGGGCCCCAGAGGUGCUGCUGUCCUCAUGCCGGUACACCCCUGGGGUAGAUAUGUGGAGUCUGGGCUGCAUCCUGGGGGAGAUGCUUCGUGGGAGGCCCCUGUUCCCUGGCUCCUCCACCCUCCACCAGCUGGAGCUGAUCCUGGAGAGUGUGCCGCUGCCUUCAGAGGACGACUUCCAGGCUCUCGGCUCAGGCUACAGCGCUUCUGUUCUGCACCGCCUGGGGGCCCGGCCACGGCAGACGCUGGACGCCCUUCUGCCGCCGGACACCCCCCCGGAGGCCCUGGACCUGCUCAGGCGGCUCUUGGUGUUUGCGCCUGACAAGCGGCUCAGCGCGGCCCAAGCCCUGCAGCACCCCUACGUGCAGAGUUUCCACUGCCCGGCCCGCGAGUGGACACUGGAGGCGCAUGUGCGGCUUCCGGUGCGUGAGGGAGAGCAGCUCUCGGCCCCCGAGUAUCGCAGCCGGCUCUAUCAGAUGGUCCUGGAGCGGAGGGGCGACAGGCACGUCCAGAGACAGGCGGGCCUGGGGAGCGCGCCGCCGGGGGGAAGGCCGAGGGCCUCCGGGCCCCGGGAGCACCGGCUAGAGCCCGGACCUGUCCCGCAGCUCCCCUCGGGGGUGCCUGCGCAGAGCUCCGGAGCGAGGCCGCGGAGCAGCAGCGCUCACGACCCUGCGCACGAAACCCCCGGCGGAGCCAAGAACAUUCCCAGACAGACCUUGGCCCUCUUGCUCCAGCCUCCGCUCCCAGGAGCCUUCGGGAGGGGGAGAAGGCCCCCCGGGGUGGCGGCGGAGUCCUCGUCUGCACUCUCGUGGAUGAAGCUCCGCGUCAAGGGGGCUGUGCCCUCCCUGACCUCUCAGGCGGCGGCGGAGGUGGCUAACCAGGCGCUGAUACGGAGGGAGCGCACCCCGGGCCGUGGGGUGAAGGCGGCUGGAGCCCCACGGGUGAGCCCGCUCCAGCCCGGGCCCCGGCCGGGCCGGAAGAUGUUCUCCUUCUCCACCUUGCAAGGGGCCCAGGGCGCCGCGAGGGCCUCGCUCGGGGGCUACUCCCAAGACUACGGAACCGUCUGCCUCUCGGCGCUGGGCCGCCUGCCCCUGCCCCCGGGACCCCGCGCGUGA